This is a messenger RNA of Mya arenaria, 5915 nucleotides long. RefSeq lists its product as uncharacterized. Bases 95 to 5305 code for a protein of 1736 amino acids. The record is from RefSeq and is a predicted model, not a curated record. The transcript has 16 exons. Lineage: Eukaryota; Metazoa; Mollusca; Bivalvia; Myida; Myidae.
UAUGUAGCACGUGUGGUUUGCAUUUUGUAGCUAAAUAGUUAUUCUUUUCCCGCCGUGGUCGACAGUGGUGCUUGUUCUGUUGCUGAACAGCACAAUGGCGAAGACAUUUGUCAAAGACCUUAGUCAAAUGCUGUUCGAAGAGUAUAAAGGACCAGUUUCCACUGAAGAACUCAAGUUGGCAUUUAAGACUGCUAUUAAUCAACUGUCUGUGGGCAAACUGAAAGAAGAUCUUGACAGAAAUUUUGACAAGCAUUUGAACAAGCUGGAAAAGCGAUUGGGAAGUCUAUGCUGUACCGAAGUUCCAGACAUUAGCUCCAAUGUUGUCACGAGUCUUCAGGAGGAGAUUACUGGGCUAGACAGACGGACAGACGUUGGCGAGCAGGACAGAGGGAGGAAUGUCAGUGACGAGCAGGCUAGAGACAAUCAUCACCACUUGGUUUACAACUUGAUGUCGAAACCAGUAAAUAAUCCCAAGAAGAAGAGCCUUGCAACAAUGCCAGAUGAAGUAAAGAAAGUUAUAUAUUGUGGGUUUUUGAAGGAAGCUCUGCAAAGGAGUGAUGUUACAGAUGAGAAGAUUUCAAUUGUUGUUAAACAGUUGACUGCUGUUUUAAAGAAGUUGAUGAAGGAGGAGGAUGAGAAGUUUGAUUGGUUGCCCAGCCUCAGUGUCCUCCUGAACCUUGCUACGGGCUCACUCAGUGUGGUCAGAGUGUUGAAGAUGCUCUUUAAGAUGAGUGAAGCUGAUGUCAACAACUGCUUGGAGAAGAACAAGCCUGUCAGAGCAGGAAAGCUGAUGGCUAUUUUGAAAAACUUCCUGUCUUAUGGCCAUCUGAAGCUGAAGAAAACAAAGUUCCAGGGUAAGGAAGGCAGCCAUUAUGGCACAGUAACCUCUGCUCUCUGUUCCAUGUAUGUCGACCUCGCACUUGUACGCUCAAGCCGUGUGGCCAGUAAGAAGAGUUAUGGACGGGAAGUGUGCGGGUUUGUGUGUUUCGUGCAGCCGGACACUGAACACCUGCUCGAGGUUGCACUGCAGCUUAACAAGAUGGCCCCCAACACUGCCCCUAUUCUCAUGCCCCUGAUCAGCAAGUGCUUGUCUGUGAAGCCAGAUGGGAAGAGCCACCACCAUUACCUCAAGUAUGUCCUGCUUGUGAAGAAACUCGUGGAGAACAUUGGGACAGACACUCCAUGGGUAUCAGAGUGCCUCGCUCAAGCUAGGAGUGUGCCGGCAGGGGCAGAAUUUGUGUCAUGGUUGAGUGAUGAGUGUUCCAAGGCUCUGGAGAGUCUCCCAGUGGAGGACAGGAAGUUUCGAAAAGGACGUGUCACCCGUUUCCUGCUGGAGGAGGCCAGUGACGAACUCACAGCCAACCUGUAUGAGCUACUAAGUGUCACAGAUGACAGUUAUGAAGAUGAGGAGGAGGAGGGUGGAGAUGGAUCAGCAGUUGCCACAGGAAUGGUUGCCAUGGAAACGGGAGAGUUAUUCUACCUGGAUACAGAUGGAAACACAGCUGCACAGGCUGUUGGAGGAUCACCAAGGAAGCAGAAGGCGCCAAUUCUCCUUAAGUCCCUGGAGGAGAUGGAAGGCAUUGUUGAUGUUGACCAGGACGGCAGUGCAUCACCCCAGACCUUUGUGUUGGAUCCUUCCCUCAUCUCCAAACAUGUCCAUGAUCCAGACGACCAGAACUUCUUCAAAACAUCUGAAAUUGUCUCAAUAACAUCCAUAGAAUCCAAUUUCGGAUCGGACACAGAGCAUGAUGGGGAUCAGAUAGAUGGUGACAUGAACUACAGUGAUGAUGGCAUUGUUGAUCAAUAUCGAGAACCUGAAGAUAAAUCAUCCAAGAAGGGAUCCGAAAAAAAUGAGCGUGAUUUGAUAGAUGUUAAGGAUGUAAAAUUGGGGUCCAAUGAUCUCAAAGGUGAAGUAAAUAUGCUGAUAAAAUCUGGAAAGGAUAUCCUUGCUUAUGAUAGUAUAGGUGAAGGGUCUGAAAGAGAAAAAGAGAGUUUGAAAUAUGACAUUAUAGAAGUGAGCUCAGUUGCAGACACAUCACUAUCAUCUGUUGACACGCACCAAGUUAAAAGUGUUGUGCGCAAAGUCAGCCCAAAGAAACAUGAUAAUGUAAACGUUCAAGAUGUGGAAAUGGAAAGAGAUAGUAGCCCUUCAGUCAUUUGUGAAGAUUCUGAAGAAGAGCUCAAACUUGAGAUUGGAACUGACGAUGAUGAAACUAUCCAUGAGAGUAGCGUGGAGAACUUCGAUGUUGAGGUGGUUCCACAGGAUGUGGAAACUUCUAUUCCUAGUUUAGGUGAAACAAACACAGUCCAGGAAUCAGGAAUCGUGAAAUCACCAAACCAUUCCAAUGAUAGCCAUGCAAUAAAACGCAAUCCUAAUGGAUCUGAUUCUCCUGUCAGAAAAUCACCGAGAAAAUCGAGAAAGCUUGACAUAUCAUCUGAGUUGGAAUCAAGCGCCAUGUCAUCGUCAAUAACCUCAUUUAACACAGAGGAAGCAGACAUUACUGUUAAACUUGCAGGCUCCAAAGGCUCUGAUUCUGAAAUAGACAUGUUUUCAGAUUCUCCUGCACUUAGUGAAAAGAAGCUGAAAAACAAGAAGAACAAAGCAAGUAAGAGUCUUGAUGAAACAUAUGAAGUGCAAGAGUUACAUGCUGACAAAGACGAUGUUUUUGAACAGUUACAUAAAAGCAAUCAACAGAAUAUAGCAUCAGAUGGAACAGAUGAUGAAGGGGAAGUUAAAGGAAAUACAGGCAGAAGUAAAUCAACUGAAGAAAUUUUUGAGAUUGUAGAUGAAAUCCAAGAAAAGCUUAAAACUCCAAACCUAAGGUCAGUUCAUAGAAAAGAGAAUGAUGAAUCUAUGUUCACGGAAUCAUCAGCUGAGUCAAAUGAAGUGGUCUCUCUUCAUUCGGAUGAAGAGUCGGAUGAAUGUACUGAAGAUCAAAUGAUAAAGUCAAAGGAAAUGAAAAAAAUGGUUGCUCAAAUCAGUGAAGAUACUGAAUCUAAACAAGAAACCACAAAAAAGAACACAUCCUCCCCAAAAUCUGUUAGAAAAACACCGCAGAAAGGGGAUGGAAAGACACCUAAGAAAUCUGAAGGAAAAACACCUAAGAUCUCUGAAGGUAAGACACCUAAAAAGUCUGAAGGAACAACACCUAAUAAGUCUGAAGGAAAGAAACUUAGCAAGUCUGAAGGAAUACCCAUUAAAUCUGAUGGAAAGACACCUAAGAAGUCAGAAGGAAAAACACCGAAUAAAUCUGAAGGAAAAACACAGAAAAAUUCUGAAGGAACAACACCUAAUAAAUCUGAAGGUAAAACACCUAAUAAGUCGGAUGGACAAAUUCCUAAUACGUCUGAAGGGAAGACACCAAACAGGUUUGAUGGAAAAACACCUAAUAGAUCUGAUGGAAAGACACCUAAUAGAUCUGAUGGAAAGACACCUAAUAGAUGUGAUGUAAAGACACCUAAUAGGUCUGAAGGAAAAACACCUAAUGAGUCUGAUGGAAAGACACCUAAGAAAUCUGAUGUAAAGACACCUAAGCAAUCUGAAGGAAAGACACCUAAGCGAUCUGAAGGAAAGACUCCUAAAAAGUCUGAAACUAUUUCAAAUGAAAAUGUCAAACAAGAUAAACUUGAAGACAGGACAGAAAAAUCCCUGAUAAAGUCACCAAAGUUUAAUGAAACAGAAGAUCUUGAAAUUAAACUCCGAAAACAUGAAAAAGCCACAAAAUCUUCAGUUGAGUUAAAUGACGUAAUAUCCCUUCCAACUGAUACUGAUUCAGAUGAUGAACUAGUUUUCAAAAACACACCUAAGAAAGUGUUAAAAGAAAGUGCAAAUAUAGAUGAAGAUGAUGAAUUUGAACAUAAUAUCAAAAAAGGUCGUAAAACACCCCAAAAACAUGAUAAGAAGACACCAAAAAAGUCUGAGAGCAAAACACCCAAGCAACAAGUCAGAAAGACACCCAAAAUGUCUGAUGGCAAAACUCCGAAAUCAGAAAAUAACCAAGCUGAAAAUGUGGAUGAUUCUUUGCAAGAUUUUGUGAAUGAGGGUGAACAUGAAUCUAAUAGCUUAAAAUCUAAUAGCUUAAAGUCAAAAUCACCCAAGAUGCAUCAAAAGUUAGAAAAAGAAACUGCAAAACAUCUUAUUGACCAUGCUGGUAAGUCCCCUAACAACUUAUCCGAGAAAAAAAAUGAAACAGGUAAACAAAAUGAAGAAACCACAGACAAUGAAAGUGACUUUGAAUCAGUCAUUGUUGUGGAGAAGAAAAAAAAUCAGACUCCCAAAGACAAAAACAGCUUAUCUAGAACAAAAACUCCUGAUAAAAUGCUCAUUGAAAGUAUGCCACAAUCUGACAGUGAUUGCAUACCCUCUAGUCAAAAGAAAAGAAAGUCUAGUGCAAAUAUUGAAGUAGCUAAAAGUGUUAUAAAUAUUUUGGAUGACAGUGAAAGUGAAUCAGAUAUACCAGUAGUUCCUGACAUAGGGAAGCACAUAAAAUCACCAGUGAAAAAUGAAGAUAAAACAAAUAAAUCACCAUUUGCAAAGGAGAAAGGCACUAAGAUGUCUCCAAAAGCGAAGCAAACUAAUGUGGAAGAAGAAAAAACGACUGAAUUGCAAUUGGAUGAAAACAAAGAGGAAGUGUCUCCGGCAAAACGAUCCAGAAGAAGCAUAAAAACAAAGAGUCAGGCUGAGCCCUUGAAGGAAUCUGAUAUAGAUAGUGAUGCUUCUGUGGCAACAAGAGCUACUCGUCAAAGAUCUACAAAGAAACAGACUCCUGUGGAAAAGUCUGAACCUGUGUCAACUGCUAAAGGAAAGGCAGUAAAAAGAAGGGUCAGUCUAUCAAAGGGCCAGGAAGCUCUGAGUGAUACAGAUUUAACUGACCAGUCAGAUUUUGAAACUCGCUCCACAAGGCGUAGGUCUACAGUUGCAUCCAAAAUGACUGUGAUUAAAGAAAAAGAAGAAUUGCCUAAACAAAUGUCAGCCAGUCAACCUGAACCGGGAACACCCAAAACAAGACCACCAAGAAAGCUGUCUUCAUCAACAUCUAAGAAGAUGACGCAGAAGGUGGAGAACCUAAGGGGAACAAGGAAAAGACGCCUGUCAGGGGAGCUCUCCGAACAAAGUGUUGGAUCUACUGAUUCAGAAGUCUCAUUCCCAAAAAUGAAAAAGGUGCCAGCUGCUGCAGCUGACAAGAAGCAAGCCACAGUUACUGCUGAAAAGAAGCCUGCAUCUCGAAGGUUAUCAGCUCCACCUACGAAGGGCAGUGAUUCAGAGACAGCCAGCUCAAAAAGGUACUCCUUGAGAAAGAAAUGAAAAGAUGAUAUGCUGGCGUUCGGCUAGAGACUGGGAUUGGUACCAUGAUGGUGAAUUAACUUGGGCUUUGUGAUACAAGUUGCAUGGUGAAAGGGAUACGCAAUGUUUGAAUAGUGCAUUCCAUUGUUGACUGUGACAAUAUACGAGUCAUGUUACACAAAGUAUCAUUCUUGUAAUUCCUGGGCUUAUUGCAAAACUGUUGUAACUCAAUAUAGAAAUGGAUGAUGUUGCAACAGUCUUCACUUAGUCCUCAAAGAGUAUAAUAAUGCUUGUUAUUUUAAAAAAAAAGGUUCUACAGACAGACAGACGUGCAACUUGUGCCCUGUAUGAUCUGUUCAGGUUUAUGCAUGUUUAUCUAUGUUUCCAUGUUAUAUUUUUCAUAGUUCAUUGUGUACUUGUUGUUCAGUUUUGCCUGCUAAGUGCCUUCUAAAGAACUGUUUCUCAGUGAACGUUCUGCAAGAUUUUUAUUUGUAAUCACAGUGUCACAAGAGUUGUUGUGUAAAGAUAUUUUUGAUACUGGUACAAUUAGCCGAACUUUUCAAAAUCUGACCAUUUUAUAGUGUACACACAUUGUGGCAUUCUUCAAUUUACUUUGAGUCUUGUUUUUCAA